CGCAUUCCCACAGGCAGCCGUGCUAGGUCGAGUAACGAAGCUAGCUAGCAUCUUCCAACCAACCACCACAAGCAAUCCACCACCACCACCACAAGCAACCAUGAGGAACAUUGUCCAGCUCUCGCGCGCGCUGCGCCUCCCGUCGUCGACACGCGCACUCGCCACCAGCGCGACCACCCGCGGCAAAACGUACGAGCGCAAGUACGAGGUCGACCCCGGAUGGGACCGCAAGGACGCGACGGCGUCCGAGGCCGACGUCAAGGCCGACAACGACCCCGCGCUGCCUGCCAAGCCUGAUGCUGCGCUGCAGGCUGAGACUGCUUGGGAACUCACGCGCGCCCGCGAGCUCCAGCACGAGAAGGACGCCAUCAAGGCGCACCCGCAGACCGAGUCCGAGGCCGACGUGCGCGCCGACACCGGCGCGGUCAAGGGCAAGGGCAAGAAGUAGGAUUGAGGGGCGAAAGAAUCAAUGGGCUGUGGCGAGAGUCGUCGACGACGCUGCUAUGCAUCUGUGCCUGCGA
This is a messenger RNA of Vanrija pseudolonga, 521 nucleotides long. RefSeq lists its product as uncharacterized. The transcript has 3 exons. The record is from RefSeq and is a predicted model, not a curated record. The coding region runs from base 101 to 448 and encodes 115 amino acids. NCBI's taxonomy places the organism in Eukaryota, Fungi, Basidiomycota, Tremellomycetes, Trichosporonales, Trichosporonaceae.